GGCUUCACACCUCCAGUCUUGGUGUUUGUCCAAUCUAUUGAACGGGCUAAAGAGCUGUUUCAUGAGCUUGUUUACGAAGGCAUCAAUGUGGACGUCAUCCAUGCAGACAGGACUCAACAACAGAGAGAUAAUGUAGUGCGCAGUUUCAGAGCUGGGAAGAUCUGGGUCCUUAUAUGCACUGCUUUGCUGGCUCGAGGGAUCGACUUCAAAGGAGUGAACAUGGUGAUCAAUUUUGACUUCCCCAGCAGUGCCGUGGAAUAUAUCCACCGGAUAGGUUUGUUCUCACCAUCUGCCUCCUGCCUUUCAUGCCUUGUUUUGUUCUCUUUUAGCAUAGCCUCCGUUAUCCAGAGAGCUGGUUGUCCUGUCCCGGAUUACAUAAAACACUUUCGCAAGCUGCAAAGCAAGCAAAAGAAGAAAUUUACAAAGAAGCCCUUGGAAAGGGCGCACAUCCUUACUUCUCUUAAGUUCUUACAGAAAAAAGCCAAGAAAAACAAGACACUUGUCCAGAAAAUGAAAAAGAAGAACUCCAAGGAAGUCCAAAGUAAUAAUUCUCAGAAACGGGUGACUCCAGAAAAUUAAUUCAGUUGCUUUGUCAAAAUAAACAAGGAUUUUUUUGAUCUUUGCAAGAAGAAUAAACCCGAGGAGCCCUUUUUUGAUGGACAAAUAUUUUGAUUUUGCUUCUUUGAUAUAUGUAGGUUACUGUUUUUCUACUUUACCUUUAGCUACAGGAUACCUCAUCCCCCAGCCCCUGAUUAAGGGGGGACUUAAAUCAGAUCAUCAUCCUUGGGUAACAGUGUGAUGGUGCUAAUGCAAGUGUCAUACCACAGAAAGAUACCCAGAUGCAGUCAUCAUGGGCACAGAAAGGAUUCUGGAUGCAAAGGGACUCCUCUUACGAUAAAUGACUCUCAGCUCAUAAUAAAAGGGAGAACUUCUACUACUAAUCUUUGUCAUUGAUUAUGGGAAAUCAAAUAUUAGAAUGUAGUAACUGGUUCUGUGGUGGGAAUGUAAGGAUAAGGCACAAUUGUAGCAAUCUUUUGUGCCUUUAUUGCCUGAAGAGUGGAUUAAAAAAAUCAAUGGGAAGAUGGAAAAGACCUCUUCAAGAAUUCAGAUAGUUUGCAAAAAUUAGGAAUCUGGUAGCAUCUUUUCAGACUAACACGUUUUAUUAAAGAGUAGAAGUUUUCAUCCUUUUUGAAAAAUUCCUGAGCCUGAAAAAGUACUAUCAAACUUGAUUGUUGAAUACCAUUAAAGAUUAACAGCUAUCCCACUUUGAUUUGCAAAAAAACAAUCCACAAUAAUUCACUGACAACUGUUGAGUCUUUGAGAUUAUAAAACCUAAAACCAUAUUCUCAAUAACCUGGGUCCAAGUGGUUGUGUUGUUAAAGUAUUAGUUUGCAUUUUGGUGUGUGUUUAUGUGCAAUGUUAUGAUUAAAUGUAGUAUAAUGGGAGGUUUUAUAAUCAUCAGUUCCUGCCAUCCUAAUUUCCAACUGGAAUUGCCAUACAUUCUAGCUUAAGCAUGAGAUUUUAACUUUCAUAUCCCUAUCUUUGGGACAGAUUUCUUGUGCUUUUAAAGUUGGAUGCUUAAGGAGGGAAGCAGAUGGGAGAUACUGUUUCAAGGUAGAUGAAUGUCAAAACUACAGGAUCUGUGUUUAUAUUUUCCCACUUCGACGGAGUCUCUGAAAAUGAACUUCAAUUGCAGUCAA
Molecule: messenger RNA, 1700 nt
Organism: Notechis scutatus (mainland tiger snake)
Lineage: Eukaryota; Metazoa; Chordata; Lepidosauria; Squamata; Elapidae
Source: RefSeq, a predicted model, not a curated record